UUUACGGUAUACAGUGUGAUGUCAGUCUCCAGUUUGUCUGCCUUCUGUUAGUACUGUAAAGUGUAGAAUAACAUCUGAUAUCUGCGGUGUUCCACAUCAUGACUGUGCGUGUAUGUGCUUCUGUACUCCGCUCUUACUCCAGCUGUGGACAGGUAAUAAAUGACCUCAGACUCUCUUUACUAUCAGUUUUUAAUGGAGUCGGUUCAGUCCGCUUCAAAAGUUCCUGUCCGGUUAACAUCACUCAUCUGGAUCACCUGGUGCUCACAGUUCGAGAUCUGAACAAAACAACUCACUUUUACUCCACAGUUUUGGGAAUGGAGGUCAUCACUUUUAAGGGAGACCGCAAAGCUUUGGGUUUUGGUGCGCAAAAGUUUAACCUGCAUCAGGUUGGGAAGGAGUUCGAGCCUAAAGCCAAAAUCCCGACUCCAGGAUCCGCAGACCUGUGCCUUAUUACCAAAACCCCACUGACAACUGUUGCUGCCCAUCUCAAGGUGUGUGGAGUGACAAUCGAGGAAGGUCCAGUUGACAGAACCGGCGCUGUGGGUCUCAUCUGCUCUGUUUAUUUUCGUGAUCCUGAUGACAACUUGAUCGAGGUCUCAAACUACCAUCAACAUACAAACACGUAGCAUUUGAUCAUGUGAUAUAAACUGUAAUCAAUCCUUCCCGGCAGUGCUUUGAUGAUGCGUUGAUUUGCACAUGAUCCGGAAUAUUGUGGUCAAGUUCAUGCGCUUAGGAAAGCGUGUUUAUCCAAAGACAAGCAAUCAUUUUUUAAUUUCAGUGAAAAAAGGUUACAAAUUUACUUUUGAAAGCCAUUUGAUGUAAAAACGUCAUUGGCAUUCUUGUUUUAUGUGAUUUCCACAUACUGUAUACUGUUGUCUUUUCAAUGAGUUUAAUACAAUUUACCAUUAAAUAAAAAGUGUUUUCAAAGAA
Messenger RNA from Triplophysa dalaica, 930 nucleotides. RefSeq names its product glyoxalase domain containing 5 (gene glod5). Bases 99 to 626 code for a protein of 175 amino acids. The record is from RefSeq and is a predicted model, not a curated record. Lineage: Eukaryota; Metazoa; Chordata; Actinopteri; Cypriniformes; Nemacheilidae. The transcript has 4 exons.